UGAUGCUCAGACAGACAGAGGAGCGCUUGGAUGAAGGCUUCGUCGCAGUGUGCAGCGUUCAUUCCUGACGCGUCUGUCUACAUCUGAACCCACCGGACGAACGGGGACUAGAUAACUUACAACGGAAGACUUGAUCUGAUAUGGAAACGCGUGCCGUGCUGCAUUAAUUAAAGAAGGGGACAUUUCAGUGAUGCCGGCAUCCAGAGAGCGUCUGUGUUGUAGUUCGUAGCAGCGCGCGUGGUGAAGUUGGAUUGCGGAUCGCUUAUUGUAUCGAUCUUGAAACACAACCCGAGCCGUUCUGACACCGCGGAUGUGUCGGGGUUGUGUAUGGGAUGUGAUUGAGAAGACAUUCUCUUUACACCGAGCGAUGCGUUUCUGUCGUCUCUGACACCUGACGGGGAUGUAUGCAAAUAAAUGAGCUUAGUUUAGCGUUAUCAUCACGCUUGUGUUUAUGUACAUUUCACUGAUUCGACUGGAGGAGACAGAGAUGAAUUGACGGCACUCGCGCAUUACUUUAGUGAACAUCCUGAGCAUUUCGGAGAAAUACAUGCUUGUAUUAUCAGAAUAAUCUGUAACCAUUUGUAUUUUUGCAGUUGAGUUCUUUAAACUGUUUUAUUCUCUCUCUCUCUCUUUCGCUAGUUUGAGGAGCCAGACUGUGCUUCAUGUGGUGAUAUCCAACUUUACAUGCUUUAUUGAAGUUAGAAAUACGAUUUAUUAUGACUGAAUCAAUCUGAAUACACCUUACAUCAAACGAACGGGUUAAAUCGAGUGGAAAUAGGACACAUUUAACUUUGAAUUGCACAAACUUGCAAAAGGACUAUCAUGAAGAUGUUUCAUGGAUUGUUGUAACUUCCAUAAAGUGUCACUAGGUCCAUCUAUGCACCUUCUCGUAAAGAUCAGCUGACCAUCUAAGGGCGUGCAUUUCUUCCAAACGUCUAAAUAUCUGUACCUACUUCAAUCAAAGAGCUUUUAAACUUCAAAGAACAUGGAUAUUAAAACAGAGUCUGAAGACAAUCUGGACUGCAACCAGCCCGUGCCCAUUGAAGUCUUCGCCAGCAGGUCCACGCUCCAUGGCAUCUCGCACAUGUUCAGUUAUGAGCGCCAGUGCAUCAAGCGAUGCAUCUGGAUAAUGUUUUUCAUGGGUUCGUUUUCGUUCCUGCUGCUUGUUUGCGUGGACCGCAUCCAGUUUUACUUCCAGUACCCCCAUGUCACCAAGCUGGACGAGGUCACGGCACCAAUGAUGCCGUUUCCCGCCAUUACCUUCUGCAACCUGAACUCUUUCCGCUUUAGUCGUGUGACGCGCAACGACCUGUACCACGCGGGCGAGCUGCUCGCGCUGUUAAACGGCAGGUAUGAGAUCCGGGAUACACACUUGGUGGAGGAUAGCGUUAUGAUGACCCUGAAGGAUAAGGCGGACUUCUCCGUCUUCAAGCCCCGUCCCUUCAACAUGCGCGAGUUCUACGAUCGAACGGGCCACGACAUUAAAGAAAUGCUGCUGUCCUGCUACUUCAGAGGAGUCGAAUGCAGCGCCGAAGACUUCUCAGUGGUAAGAACGGAAAAGGACGGAAUCUGA
Molecule: messenger RNA, 1573 nt
Organism: Carassius auratus (goldfish)
Lineage: Eukaryota; Metazoa; Chordata; Actinopteri; Cypriniformes; Cyprinidae
Product: acid-sensing ion channel 1
Exons: 2
Coding region: 986-1573 (195 amino acids)
Biological process (GO): sodium ion transmembrane transport
Cellular component (GO): plasma membrane
Molecular function (GO): ligand-gated sodium channel activity
Source: RefSeq, a predicted model, not a curated record